Mandrillus leucophaeus (drill) is the source of this 2738-nucleotide messenger RNA. It is a transcript of the gene P4HB, whose product is annotated as prolyl 4-hydroxylase, beta polypeptide. The record is from RefSeq and is a predicted model, not a curated record. Gene Ontology annotation, cellular component: endoplasmic reticulum; external side of plasma membrane. Gene Ontology annotation, biological process: protein folding; response to endoplasmic reticulum stress. Gene Ontology annotation, molecular function: protein disulfide isomerase activity. NCBI's taxonomy places the organism in Eukaryota, Metazoa, Chordata, Mammalia, Primates, Cercopithecidae. Bases 774 to 1886 code for a protein of 370 amino acids. The transcript has 9 exons.
GGGUCCAGCCCUGCCGAGUCUUCCCCGGGGGCCGACCCGGAAGGCGCCCCGCUCCUGCGCACCCCACCUUCACCUUGCCACAGUAGUCAUUCCGAUGGUGUCUCGGACGAGAAUCCGAAGCCUUCCUCACGUCCAUAAGGAUUUGAGCUCUGUCCCUGGGGUGGGAAUCUUGUGCCGGACACAGUUGCUAACUCUGUUGACAGAUCGUCUUAUUCCUGCACUCUAAGCAACUCGGCCUGUGUGCACGGAUAUGCAUCCCGUACUCACAGCCAGUGCUGGUACAGGCCGCCACGUUCACGUCUUCACUUUUGUCUGUACUCUUAAAGGGAAAUUCUAGGGAGACCCUUGCCUUGGUUGCCUACAGGUAAUAAGAAGUCAGCAACCAUUGAGAGGCUUGUCUUCCUGUGCUGACGGUGACAUAGCAGAGUGGGCGCUGGUGUUGGUUGGUAGUGGUUUGUCGUUCACGGCCUCUGUGCUGAUAUUGCCCAAGAGCACCAGGCUAUCAGCUCAGCCUUGUGCGUUAGGAGGGGUUAUCUUGGUGAGUAGAUAAGGUUUUUAUGAAGGGAAGUGCCAGAGGAGAAACGGAAGCAGUGCCGAGAAAUCAAGGCUGCUUUCUAGCAUCUCAUUUCCGCUUCCAGAUGCCCCUUGGUGUGGCCACUGCAAGGCUCUGGCCCCUGAGUAUGCCAAAGCCGCUGGGAAGCUGAAGGCAGAAGGUUCCGAGAUCAGGUUGGCCAAGGUGGACGCCACGGAGGAGUCUGACCUGGCCCAGCAGUAUGGCGUGCGCGGCUAUCCCACCAUCAAGUUCUUCAGGAACGGAGACACGGCUUCCCCCAAGGAAUAUACAGGACGUGGAGUCCGACUCUGCCAAGCAGUUCUUGCAGGCAGCAGAGGCCAUCGAUGACAUACCAUUUGGGAUCACUUCCAACAGUGACGUGUUCUCCAAAUACCAGCUCGACAAAGAUGGGGUUGUCCUCUUUAAGAAGUUUGAUGAAGGCCGGAACAACUUUGAAGGGGAGGUCACCAAGGAGAACCUGCUGGACUUUAUCAAAUACAACCAGCUGCCCCUUGUCAUCGAGUUCACUGAGCAGACAGCCCCGAAGAUUUUUGGAGGUGAAAUCAAGACUCACAUCCUGCUGUUCCUGCCCAAGAGUGUGUCUGACUAUGACGGCAAACUGAGCAACUUCAAAACAGCAGCUGAGAGCUUUAAGGGCAAGAUCCUGUUCAUCUUCAUCGACAGCGACCACACCGACAACCAACGCAUCCUGGAGUUCUUUGGCCUGAAGAAGGAAGAGUGCCCGGCCGUGCGCCUCAUCACCCUGGAGGAGGAGAUGACCAAGUACAAGCCCGAAUCGGAUGAGCUGACAGCAGAGAGGAUCACAGAGUUCUGUCACCGCUUCCUGGAGGGCAAAAUCAAGCCCCACCUGAUGAGCCAGGAGCUGCCGGAGGACUGGGACAAGCAGCCUGUCAAGGUGCUUGUUGGGAAGAACUUUGAAGAGGUGGCUUUUGACGAGAACAAGAACGUCUUCGUGGAGUUCUAUGCCCCGUGGUGUGGUCACUGCAAGCAGUUGGCUCCCAUUUGGGAUAAACUGGGAGAAACGUACAAGGACCAUGAGAACAUCGUUAUCGCCAAGAUGGACUCGACCGCCAACGAGGUGGAGGCCGUCAAAGUGCACAGCUUCCCCACACUCAAGUUCUUUCCUGCCAGCGUCGACAGGACGGUCAUCGAUUACAAUGGGGAACGCACACUGGAUGGUUUUAAGAAGUUCCUGGAGAGCGGUGGCCAGGAUGGGGCAGGGGAUGAUGACGAUCUCGAGGACCUGGAAGAAGCAGAGGAGCCAGACAUGGAGGAAGAUGAUGAUCAGAAAGCUGUGAAAGAUGAACUGUAAGACGGAAAGCCAGACCCGGGCGCUGCCUAGACCUCUCGGGGCUGCACACCCAGCAGCAGCGCACGCCUCUGAAGCCUGCGGCCCUCAUCUGAAGGAGGGCGUCGCCGGAAACCCAGGGAACCUUUCUGAAGUGACACCUCGCCCCCACACACCGUCCAUUCACCCCCGUCUCUUCCUUCUGCUUUUCGGUUUUUGGAAAGGGAUCCAUCUCCAGGCAGCCCACCCCGGUGGGGCUUGUUUCUUGAAACCGUGAUGUACUUAUGGGUCUGUCCAGAGUGCUCGCUAGAGUGUUCAGAGUCUCGCUGCCUCCCUCCUGCGGGAGGUUUCUGCUCUCUUUGAAAAUUCCAUUUGUGGGAUUUUUAGACGUUUUUCGACAUCAGGGUAUUUGUUCCACCUUGGUCAGGCUUCUUUGGAGAAGCUUGUCCCCCGUGCGGGAGGGACGGAGCCAGACUGGACACGGUCACUCAGCACCGCGUGCAGUGUUGCCAUGACUGAUCAUGGCUCUUGCAUUUUUUGGGUAAAUGGAGACUUCCAGAUCCUGUCAGGGUGUCCCCCAUGCCUGGAGGAAGGGCUGGUGGUUGCCAGCCCUGGAGCCCAGCACAGGCCUGGGCCUUCCCCUUCCCUCAAGCCAGGGCUCCACAUCCUGUCGUGGGCUCAUUGCUUGUGACCACUGGCCUCUCUACAGCAUGGCUCGUGGCCUGCUUGAGGCAGAACCAGGACCCUUGACUCCCAGGCGGGGAGGUGGCCAAGGAUGCUGGAGCUGAAUCAGACGUUGACAGUUCUUGAGGCAUUUCUAAUUCACAAUCUGGAAUUGAACACAUUGGACAAAUAAAGUUGAAAUUUUACCACCUG